Molecule: messenger RNA, 1062 nt
Organism: Nannizzia gypsea CBS 118893
Lineage: Eukaryota; Fungi; Ascomycota; Eurotiomycetes; Onygenales; Arthrodermataceae
Product: peroxisomal targeting signal 2 receptor
Exons: 2
Coding region: 1-1062 (353 amino acids)
Biological process (GO): protein import into peroxisome matrix
Cellular component (GO): cytosol; peroxisomal matrix
Molecular function (GO): protein binding
Source: RefSeq, a predicted model, not a curated record
AUGCUCGAGUACCGCACCGAAGGGUUCAACGGAUGCGCGGUCAAAUACUCUCCCUUCUUCGACUCUCGUAUUGCUGUUGCCGCAUCCUCGAACUUCGGUCUGGUUGGAAAUGGCCGCUUCUACAUCCUCAAUCUAACGCCGCAGGGGAUCGUCCCACAACAAUCCUACACUACACAAGAUGCUCUUUAUGAUGUUGCAUGGUCUGAGAUCCAUGAGAACCAAGCGCUUGUCGCGUCAGGAGAUGGCAGUAUCAAGUUAUUUGACAUCGCUGUCAAUGAAUUCCCAGUUCAAGGAUGGAAAGAGCAUUCACGAGAAGUCUUCUCAGUUCACUGGAAUUUAGUAGCCAAAGACCGCUUUUCCUCUAGUAGCUGGGAUGGAACAGUCAAAGUCUGGACACCGGAUAGACCUCAGUCUUUGCUGACCCUUCCGACUAACAGCUGCACCUACUCUGCUGCAUUUUCGCCUCAUUCACCCGAUAUCCUAUCCUGCGUGGCUUCAGACUCCUACCUACGCGUUUUCGACUUACGAACCCCAGCCGCAACAAACCACCUCACUUUGCAGAUGCCCAUUCAUGGAGCAAACAUGCCUCAAAAACCUGGCUUUACACCUGCCACAGGCCCCGUCCCUCCAUCUGAAGCCCUUACACACGACUGGAAUAAAUACAGACCCUCAGUGGUAGCUACUGCUGGCGUGGACAGAACUAUCCGCACCUUUGACAUCCGAGCUCCUCAUCAAGGGCCCUUAUCCGCCAUGAUGGGCCAUGAAUACGCAAUUCGAAAAGUAUCAUGGUCACCUCACUUAUCUCAUGUCCUUCUUAGUGCAGGUUAUGAUAUGACCUGCCGCGUUUGGACAGAUGGCUCAGAAGGAAUGCCAGCUGGUGACGCAGAUCUUACAAGAAGCGGACCGAUAUCUACUAUAGGCAGGGAGCUGGGCCGCAUGGGGAGGCAUACAGAAUUUGUCACGGGUAUAGACUGGUGUCUUUUUGGGAGUGAAGGGUGGUGCGCAAGCUGUGGAUGGGAUGAGAGACUUUGUGUCUGGGACGCCAGAGCCGUCAUGGCAUAG